AGUCUCGCGAGAUCUACCAACGUCACGGGAUAAUGGCUGGGGAUCGCGGAUAUUAGUAGAGAAAUCUAUAAUCUAAGAGGAGGUGAAGCUGUGCCCCAACUUCUCAGCAUCACUGAUACACUACUGAGACCCUGAAAUUGGAUUUCCUCCAGCAGCAGCAGAGAUGACUCAUGUCACCAAUCAUGGGAAGCUGCUCCUGCAGCGUUUACAUCAGCAGCGGGAGAUGGACUUCUUGUGCGACAUCACCAUAAUGGUGAGAGAUGUGGAGUUCAGAGCCCACCGCAACAUCCUGGCUGCGUUCAGCAAGUACUUCUCCUCCCAGGCGGAAAAAGGACAAGAUGUCACGACGUUGGACCCUGACAAAGUCAGCCGGUACGCUCUGGAGAAGCUGCUGGAGUUUAUCUACACCGGACAGAUGAACCUCAGCAGCACCAGGCAAGCAGCUGUACGACGAGCAGCCGUGUUCCUGGGAAUGUCUGAGGCCACAAAGUAUCUGGAGGAAAUCCCACACUGGUCCGAGCCGAGCGAAAUGUCCCAGUCGGAGGCGGAUAAAGAGGCUGGUCUCUCUCCUUCCAGUCCUACCUCUCCUGGCAGCCCCAGCUCCCCAGUCCCCCUGUCGAUCGUCUCCAUGGGAGGGGACUGGCAGGAGGAGGGGAAGGAUGGCAAAGAGCACAAUGAUGAGAACAAAGAUUUGGAAGAGGGAGAGAGAAGCGAUGAAGAGUACACCCCCACAACGCCAAAGAGCGCUGGACGAGGACAGGCCAGGAAGAGAGGCAGGCCGAAGAGUCUGAGUGGUGAGCAGGUGGAGCCCAGCAGCUCGGCUGAUGGCACCCCCAAAACCCAGAGCUACAGGGGGAGGGGGAGAGGCAGAGGGAGAGGGAGGGCAGGGGGAGAGGAAGGAAGUUUUAAAAGUGAAGAUCUGUCUUUAGAAGAUUCUGACACGAGUGUGAAGGACUUUGGCGACACCUCUGCAGACUGGAGCCCCUCACAAGACGACGACUCUCUGCCUAAGAAACCUCGACUGAGCAGCGGGGAGGGCCGGAGGGGACGAGGCCGGGGGAGGGGGAGAGGCAGGGGGAGAGGGAGAGGCAGGGGCCGAGGCAGGAGGAAGGCCGUGGACGAGGGAGAGGAGAGCGGCUCGGCGGGGGCUGACGACGACGACGACGACGACGAGGGGGAAGAGGGUGAGGAUGGGGAACAGGAUCCGUCAGAGAUGGACGAACUGUCACUGUCGUGCACCGAGUGCAACAAACUGUUUAAAGACGCGAGCAGCCUGCGCCGACACGAGAAGAUCCACAAGGGGCUGAAGCCGUUUGUCUGCAUCUUCUGCUCCAAGACUUUCAGACAAGCCACACAGCUGAAAACACACCUGCGCAUACACACAGGUGAGAAGCCGUUCAGCUGCUCCGACUGUGACAAGUGUUUUGCUCAGAAGUGCCAGCUGGUCGCUCACCGCCGGAUGCACCACGGAGAGGAGAAGCCUUACACCUGCGAGCGCUGCGGUUUCAAGUUUGCUACCUCGUCCAAUUACAAAAUACACAUCAGACUGCACAGCGGAGAGAAACCGUACGUCUGUGACAUCUGUGGCCAGGCGUUUGCUCAGUCCAGCACCCUGACGUAUCACAAACGACGACACACCGGAGAGAAACCGUACCAGUGUGAUCUGUGCGGCAUGUCGUUCUCCGUCUCCUCCUCUCUCAUCGCACAUGCGAGAAAACACACAGGUGAGACUCCGUACAAAUGUUCCCAGCCAAAAUGUGACGCAAGUUUUGUGACGUCUUCUGAGCUGAAGAAACACAUGCGACGACUUCACCCAGAGGGGAACACGGGUGUGCAGUGCCUGCUGUGUGGAAACAGAUUCGCCAGCGUGAAGAACAUGAUCAAACACCAGGAGAAGGCUCACGCUGAUGAAGUGCGGCAACACAAGGAGAGAGCCAGAGCUGUCGUCCUCCUGGCCUCCAGUCAUCCUAUGGCCUUCGUCCAGAGCAAACUCACCCAGGAGAACAAAGGUUUGGUGUCCAUCCCCGAAGGCGAGCCGCCCAACCCCGAGCCGGCCACCCCCAACCCCAAAGCCACAGCUCCGUCCGCAGACGCCACCGCCGCCACCACCGAGGCCGACGCUGCCGCAGCCACCACCACCGCCACCAUCAUCCAGGGCUUCAAACCGGAGCCCGCGCACCCCCCGAUCAGCACCGCUGACCAGGUGACCUUCGAAGCAGACCAGGAGCAGACCAUCAACUCGGACACCCUCCACGCUCUGGUGGAGCAGCUGCGGCCGCCGCCCUCUCCGGCCCAGGGCCUGGAGCAGAUCGUCAUCAUCAGGACAGUGGACACCGCCGAGAACAACCCUCCUCAGCAGUGAGGCAGCGGCGUCGGACCUCACCACAAGCUACAGUCACAGUCUGUGUCAAGUCAAGGCUCAAGGCUCAAAUUCAGUCUUAUAUCCUCUGAGAAACAACUAACCUGCGUCUCCUGUUCUCCUGAGUCUGUCACUAACACAAACAACUCAGCUACAGUUCCACUAGGAGGGAAAGUAAGCUACUGGAAAUGUGUCUAAACAUCACUCCACAUUUCGAGCCUGAUUAACGUCAUGUAACAUCAGAGAUGUCCACUAAAAAACCCUGUCUCCACUGUAGAAGCUGACUUUCUCGUCCAUUGUGGCUGACGAGUUUCAAACUUUACGUACCAAAAACAUCCGACUAACAUCUUCUUCAACAGUGUUGUGUGGCUGGAGUUACUUUUCUCUUACAGGUCCACAACAGAUGAAUAACUAACAGAAAAAAAAACAAUGUUAAUCAUAAAACAAUUAUUGUGUAAUGGGACAACCAAUACAACUCUUGCAUUGUUUUAAUAGAUAUGGACAUAGUUAUUAGGAGUCUAGUUAUCGCCAUGAGAUAUGAUUUUAUUUAUCAUAAGUGUUUCACCUGUAAGUGUUUGACAUGUGAUGGUGGCUUUAUAAAUGUAGCCCUGUUAAUGCAAACCAAGGUUUUUGAUUCAGUGUAAUAUAGCUAGUGAUCUGUUUUUUUGUUUUUAAAGCAGCAGCUGUUGCAGGUCUUAGCAGAAAUGUCCGUGCUUCAAGUUUGAGAACUGCAUCAUAUACAGUGUGUCUAUCUACUUGAAAGUAGCUGUUUGUUUGUUUCUUGUUUUAUUAUUUUUUUCUCUUCUUUUCUUUUCUUUUUUUUCUUUUUUUUUUUUUGGAUUAAACGUCUGCAUUACUUGUACAGAAAUGUGAAUUAAAGCAUACACAGGUUCACUACUGUAUAAAAACUGUACAACAGAACAAGAAAAUAAAAAUUAAAAACAAAAAGGGACAAUCA
Lates calcarifer (barramundi perch) is the source of this 3317-nucleotide messenger RNA. RefSeq names its product myoneurin (gene mynn). Gene Ontology annotation, molecular function: DNA-binding transcription factor activity, RNA polymerase II-specific; protein binding; RNA polymerase II cis-regulatory region sequence-specific DNA binding. Gene Ontology annotation, cellular component: nucleus. Lineage: Eukaryota; Metazoa; Chordata; Actinopteri; Centropomidae. Gene Ontology annotation, biological process: regulation of transcription by RNA polymerase II. The record is from RefSeq and is a predicted model, not a curated record.